This is a messenger RNA of Parascedosporium putredinis, 1059 nucleotides long. The record is from the annotation of a GenBank genome assembly. NCBI's taxonomy places the organism in Eukaryota, Fungi, Ascomycota, Sordariomycetes, Microascales, Microascaceae.
AUGCACCCACUCCCAGUUCUUGUACCCCUCCUCCCAACCGCCCUCGCCUUGCCGUCGCCAGGUCUCCCCUUUGUCAUCAACACCUGGGGCGGGCCGUUCACCGUAGCCACCGAUGCCGCCUACGCCUCCUUGCUCUUACCGGACGCGUCCGCCCUCGAUGCCGUGGAGGUCGGCUGCUCCGCUUGCGAGCGGGACCGCUGCGACGGCACGGUGGGGUAUGGCGGCUCGCCGGACGAAGCCUGCGAGACGACGCUCGAUGCCAUGAUUAUGGAUGGCGCGAGCAUGAAGGUGGGCGCCGUGGCGGGAAUGAGGCGCGUCAAGAACGCCAUUGGAGUCGCGCGCAGAGUGCUCGAGUACACGCGUCAUACCAUGCUCGCCGGUGACCUAGCCACGCGGUUCGCCGUCGAGAACGGCUUCGAGGAAGUGGAUCUGGCAACCGAGGAAUCCAUCCGGGCGUGCGAGGAGUGGAAGAAGUCUGGGUGCCCAGGCAAUUUUAGGGUACACGUCAAGCCGGAUCCUAGCACCUCGUGCGGGCCCUACGAGCCUAUCCCGCUGGCUUGGGGGUCUCUAGAGACGACCGGGUUCUUGGCGGCAUCCAGAGCCUCCAAGACCUCGCACGAUACCAUCUCCAUGAUCGCCAUUGACGCGCGGGGCGCGCUCGCUGCAGGUACCUCCACCAACGGCGCCGCGCACAAAGUCCCCGGGCGCGUCGGCGACGGGCCCAUCGCCGGCAGCGGGUCCUACGUUGACGCCGAAGUGGGCGGAUGCGGCGCCACGGGAGACGGCGACGUCAUGAUGCGCUUCCUGCCGUGCUACCAGGCGCUUGAGAACCUGCGCAACGGCAUGUCCCCCACGGAAGCGGCGGAGAAUGCCGUCUCCCGCAUGCUGCGACGGCACCCGGACCUCCAGAGCGGCAUCGUCGUGGUGGAUAACCAGGGAAGGCACGGCGCGGCGGCGUCUGGGUGGACGUUUACCUAUGCGUUCCGCGGGGGCGAGAUGAACGCCACCCAGGUAGUCACGGUGCAGCCUGUCAAAGCCGCGCUGGUAAAGCAGUUCUAA